Molecule: messenger RNA, 3862 nt
Organism: Pelagomonas calceolata
Lineage: Eukaryota; Pelagophyceae; Pelagomonadales; Pelagomonadaceae
Source: the annotation of a GenBank genome assembly
AUGGCCUGCGUCACGAAGCUGCCCGACCCCGAGAAGAUCAUCGUUAGUGAAGCGAGCGCGCUCCAGCGGGCCGCGGCGCUCGACGAGUACGGUGAGGACGUUGCCAGCUACUCCAAGCGCCUCGACGAGAAGCCCGCGGACUGCGCGACGCUCUGCAACCGGGCCUUUUGUUAUGUCAAGCUCGGGAAGUUCGAGGACGCGCGCAGGGACGCCGAGGCCUGCAUCGCGGCGGACGAAUCGUUCGCGCGCGGGCACACGCGCCUCGCGCAAGCGCUGGAGCGGAGCGACCGGCCGGCGGCGCUGCGAGCCUGCCGCCGGGCGCUUAGUCUAGAUCGCGACGACGCCAUGGCGCUGAAGCUGCUGACGACCCUGGAUCUGGACGUCGCCGCCGGCUUGCGAGUCAAGAAGCGCCUCGCGGACGCGGUCGAGGACCGGCGCGACGCCGUGCGCGGCGCCCUGUCCAAGGGCGAGGCGGCGCCCUUCUGCAAGAAGUGGGCCAAAUUGGAUGAGAAGAGCCGGAAGCAAUUGGUGGAAAGGAUGCUCACGCGGGCCUUCAACGAAAUAAAAGGCUGCUUCCAGGAGGCCUUCUGCCCCGCCCAGGGCGACGUCUGCGAGACGGCCGACGACCUGCCCAAGACCAAGCAGGUCGAGGUCAUGCGCGAGCUGCUGGCCGUCUAUGCGGUAUGUACUGCGGAUUUGACGCACGACGACGUGCUGCGAUUGAGCGCGCCGCGGCGCGUGCCCGUGGACACGCGCGACCCGUCGAAGGAGGACGACGACGACGCGUGGGACGAGGACGGCGAGCCGGCGAUGAUGCGCGUGAUUAGGGACGCGGCGCGGGGCAAAGAAGUGGAAGUCCAGGGCUGCGGGCCGGUGAUGCGUCGGCUCAUGGAACUCUACCGCUUCCGGCCCCGCGGGGCACCCGCGCCAGGCGGACCUGAGCCUGGGUCUGAUCGAGGCGCAGCGGUCGACGCUGUGCUUGGUCGUGGCGCACAUGCUGUUGGGGGCGACGGCCUGCCGACGCUGUCGAUCCCGACGAAGGCCUUCCUCGACGAGGCGCUUGGCCGAGCUUCGAAGGAAAUGAACCCGCCAGCGCCCGGUCAAGGACGUCGUCGCGAAGAAGAAGGGCGCGGCGAAGCCGCCGGCGCCGCCGAAGGCGGCGGAGGAGGACCUGGACGCCGUCGAGGCGGGCACGGACGGCCACAUCGUGACGCCGGUCGACGACGGUGGCCCGGGCGACGGCUGGGCGCAGGCGGAGGCCGCGGAGCCCGUCGAGAAGCCCUUGACCAAGGACGCCGACGAGCUCGCCGAGUUCGAGAAGUGGGCCGCCGGCGACGAGGGUGCGUUCGAUCCAAACCAGUACAAGGACGCGCCGCCCACGAACGACGAGGACUACAGCGACGACGACGAGUUCUUCGAGGAGGAGGACGCGCGGCGGCGCGUCGGCCCCGCGCGCAAGGGCGCCGACCCGACGGCGCCCGCCGCGACGCGGCGCCCGAACCGUCUGUCCACGUCGGCCGCGGACGCAGACGAGGCCUUCCGAGUCGCGGCGGCGAUUGCUGAGCAGCGAAACCACUCGGACUCGAGCGACGGCGAGACGGUCAGCGACUCGGAGGCGUCCCAGUAGCGUUGUAAGAGUCGUAAGAGUCCCUAGCGCGAUGAGGUACUAGCAUAUUUCUUUGGCAGCUUGUUUAUCGCGAGUUGAGGCACUUUAAGGACGUAAUGAUGCUGAGAUAGGCAGCAAAAUAUAGUCCUGUACACCCUUCGUGCUGUGACAAGCUCGCUCUGCCAGCAAGCGCCUUCUAACACUAUCUCAGUGCUGCUCUCCCUGCUCUGAGUUGAUCGCCGCGCUCGAACCCACUCCAGCUACCGCGUGGACAAAGAAUGCGAGAGGACGCCGACGCCGACGAAGUCACCGCGCUCCUCCAGCUCCUGGCGACCGUCCCGAACGUCAAGGCGGCCGCCGCGCGGCGCGCAAGGCCGUCGAGGCCGAGGGCGGCGGCCGGUCGCCGCGGCCCUCGAUCGCCGUCACGCGCGGCGCGCGCAGCUUUUCCGGCGACGACGAGGGCGAGAAGCCGGCGGCGGCGCACGAGCGCCGCAUCGAGGCGCUGCGGCGGCGGCUGCUCCUCGAGGACGCCGCGCGCGCCGCCGCCGCCGCCGCCGUUGCCGCCCUCGGACCUAAAGCCGACGACGGAGCUCGAUUUGGCCGCGCUCGGGACGGCGCCGGCGGCGGCGAGGAGGCCGGGCCCGCGAAGGCGAUGGGCGAUCCUGCGAAACGGAGGGCGAGCGCCUUCGAGCGCGGCGCAUUGGUCAAGACGAUCCGGAACGACUUCUGGCACCAGUUCGCGAGGGCCCUGGACCGGGGCGACCUGAGCCCGUGCUCGCUGCCGCCGCCGGGCGGCGCCGGCAUGCGUUUAUUCGGGCGGGCCUACUCGUCGUCCUGCGGCGUCGUGCUGGCGCGGAAGAAAUUACAUCUCCCGCAGGAUGUCUGGUGCUGGCCCGCCGGCUUCUUUGCAAAAACAGAAUUCAGCACGGGCCGCAAGAAGAGCGAGAGCCUCGAUUCCAGUAGUUCGUCGUUCUUCGUGGCCGACGAGCUGCGGAGGAACGCCGUGCCGCUCGAAAAGCUGGAACGCAUGGCGAUCCGCAAGGAGUACGUCCACUUCGGCGAGACGCGCGCUUCCACCGAAGUGGCGCCCUACAACGAGGUCCUCGCGCCGGUGACGCGCGAGGCCGUCGUGGCCGUCUUCGCGCGGACGACACGGCCCGACCAUUUGUUGUUGGCGAUGGCUGCCAGAGAUUUGCUCGCUGUCGCGUCGGACACGGCCCUGCCGCUGCUCGUGCUGGAUGCCGGCGGUGGCGCCGACGCCGUCGAGUUCACGGCUGAUCAACAGGCGGGGCUCCUCGCCAAGCUCGCCGACGCGAAGCCGUCGUUCUGCCUGCGGCCGCACGCCGACGUGCCGCCGCUGCGCCACGCGCCCGGGGCCCUGGACGCGCAGCUCGUGGCCCACGGCGCCUACGGCCUCGCCGACGACGUGCUCCACGCUUUACUGAGAUCCGCGCCGGCGCCGGCGCGGGCCGCCCGGGACGCGCUCGCGCACGCGGUGCGCGCCGACAACGCCGAGGCCGCGCGCGCCGUGGCGGGGGUGGUGGGGGCCGAACUGUCGACCUUCGCCGCCGACGAGGCCUGCGCGCCGGGGUCGGUCCGCCACGCGAGCGACCGGUGCCUCGUCGCGAGCGGCGCCGUCGCCGCGCUGAUCGCGUGCGCGUCGGGCGCGCUGGCCAAGCGGUCGCGCGACGCCGUGGCGUUACUCGACGCGUGGCUCGAAAAGGCGGAUCAAAGCCUGGCCUUCCGCCUGGCGGCGUACCGCGACGCGUCGAAGACGGCCGGCGACAAGGAGGGCUCGCUCCACGCGCCGCAACUGACGGCCUUUGCGGGCGGCCGCGCGCUGGCGAAUCGGCGUGCGUUCCGCGACCGGCUCGCGUCGCUGGCGCGGAGCGACGGCUCGGCCGUCGACGCGGCGCCCGCGAAGCUGGCGGAACUCGCGGCGCUCGCGUCGUCGUUCCACCGGCCGUCGCUGCGCCUCGAAUUGUUGCAGUUCGUGCUCGGCCUCGAGGACGCGGCGGCCUGGUCGGUAGAUCGGCUCGCCGGGGCGCUGGAACUCGCCGAGCGCGUCGUCGUGGCGAUGCCGCGGCAGUCGUCCUUCCAGGAGCUCGAGGGGCUCACCCGGCGGCCGGACCGCGGGGCCGUCGACGAUUGAUGCUCUUCCUGCUCCUUUUCGGCACCCCGAUCGCGGGGUGUCCGAUCGAAGCACACACAGAAUACUGGUGCUAUGCUGGUACUGUAAGAAGCCUGUUUGUUUGA